Messenger RNA from Notodromas monacha, 1902 nucleotides. The record is from the annotation of a GenBank genome assembly. Lineage: Eukaryota; Metazoa; Arthropoda; Ostracoda; Podocopida; Cyprididae.
AUGGCCGGGGUGAAUGACGGCGGAGGCGGCGGCGAGGACGACUUGGGAGAAAAGGGAGCAGCAGGAGGUUUUGUGUGCGGGAACGCGUUGUAUCGGACCCCGCUGGUGACUCGUUACGCGUCCGAGGACAUGAGCUACAAUUUCGGCGAGGUGAAGCGCAUUUCCACGUGGCGGAGGCUCUGGCUCUACUUGGCCAUGGCCGAGAAGGAACUCGGAUUGGACAUUACGGACGAGCAGGUGGCCGAGUUGCGAGCUGCCAUACACAACAUCGACUUCGCCCGUGCUGCCCGGGAAGAGCGGGCCACCCGCCACGACGUAAUGGCCCACGUGCGCACGCUGGCCGUCGUGUGUCCCAAGGCUGCCCCCGUCAUCCACCUGGGGGCCACGUCGUGCUUCGUGGGCGACAAUGCGGACCUCAUACUCAUGCGCGAUGCCUUCAACAUACUCCUACCCAAGGUGGCCAAGUGCUUGGCCCUGCUUGCCAAGUUUGCAGCCGAGUACAAGGACAUGCCGACUUUGGGCUAUACUCAUUUCCAGAGUGCCCAACCAACGACUGUCGGGAAACGGGCUUGUCUCUGGCUCCAGGACCUGUGCUUUGACGAGAGGGCGUUGCGGCGAGCAAGGGACGACCUGUGUUUCCGCGGAGUCAAGGGCACGACGGGCACGCAGGCCUCGUUCCUCGAGUUGUUCCACGGCGACCACGACAAGGUGAAGGACUUGGACAAGUUGAUUUGCACAGACAUUCGACUGCUGGCGAGUCUGAAGGAGAUGGAGGAGCCGUUUUCCGAGUCGCAGAUCGGCUCGAGUGCCAUGCCGUACAAGCGGAACCCGAUGCGGAGCGAACGAUGCUGCGCCCUCGCGCGCCACCUCAUGACGCUCGUCUCGGACCCACUGCACACGGCGUCGGUCCAGUGGAUGGAGCGAACACUGGACGACAGUGCCAAUAGACGAAUGGCCAUUUCUGAAGCAUUCCUGACUGCAGACGCAGUGUUGCAGCUUCUGCAAAACAUCUUCAACGGUCUGGUCGUGUAUCCGCAAGUGAUACGGAAGCACCUGCUGGAGGAAAUGCCGUUUCUCGUUUCGGAGAACAUCAUUAUUGCCAUGGUCUCCAAGGGUGGCAACAGACAGGAAUGUCACGAGAAAAUCAGACAGCAUGCUUGGGCCGCAGCGGAAGAGACCAAAAAUGGCAACGACAACGAUUUUCAGCGUCGCGUCAUGCUGGACACCUAUUUUGCGCCUAUCCACGCGGAAUUGGACCACGUGAUGAGUAACACGGCGUCCCUGUGUGGCCGAGCCCCGGAACAAGUGCAAGAGUUCCUCACGGAUCACGUGGGUCCCGUUUUGGCAGUCUACGAGGCGGAGGAGAAUGUGGAAAUUGUGGAUCUGGAGCUAUUUUUCUUGUUCGUCGCUGCCAGGGGCUUCUUGUUCGGUGGUAUGUCGUCCGUGCUAUUCGAGGACAUUUUUGACGUGAAAGAUAUCGAUGCGGAAGGCAAAAAAUUCGAUCGUGUCAGCCGUCUGCAUUGUGAAAGCGAAUCCUUCAAGAUGGACCUUAUUUUGGAUGUAAACUCUCAGGUUUACCCGGUUGACCUGGGUGAGAAAUUCCGGCUCGUCCUCGCGACUACUCUGCGAGAAGAUGGCUAUGCAGAUGCCGAAGAUUGGAAUCCAAGGAUGCCAGAAGACGGAAUGACGAAAGCGGAUGCGUUCGAGUAUGUGAUGUACGGCAAGAUCUAUAGGAUUGAAGGCGACGAGGGUGGAGAUCGAGUGGGAGACCCUACGGGGCGCCUUUCGGCUUAUGUUUCUUUCGGUGGGCUCUUAAUGCGGCUUCAGGGUGACGCGAAUAAUUUGCAUGGCUUUGAAGUGGACCAUCAUCUGUACCUCCUCAUGAAGAAACUAGCUUUCUGA